UCGAUGCUCUCUUGACAGCAUGUGCUCUGCAUCCAUUAUUGAACCGGACGUGUGUGUUUGCCAAAGGGGACGCAUUUUUGCGGACAACAGCAAUGAAACCUGUGUUGACCUUGAUGAAUGUGGACAACACUUUCACGAUCCGUGCGGCCACAGAGGCGUUUGCAUGAACACUGUGGGUAGUUACAGGUGCGCAUGCCUUCAAGGUUGGAAAAGUGAUGAACACUGUUCAACGAAUGUUUCCACUCCUGCACUGUGCAUGCCGGGAUACAGAGGCGAGAAAUGUAGCGUCAGUGACUGUGGUGAAUACGGUUACGGGAAACCUAUUGGAGACAGUGAGGAGUAUAUCUGUGUUUGCAAAGAAGGCUGGACGCAUGUCACAGAAAAAGGCGCAUGUAACGUCGAUGUCAACGAAUGUAACGAGACGCCGUGGAUCUGCGAGAACGGGGCCACCUCAGUUGACUCGUGA
Molecule: messenger RNA, 466 nt
Organism: Dreissena polymorpha
Lineage: Eukaryota; Metazoa; Mollusca; Bivalvia; Myida; Dreissenidae
Product: neurogenic locus notch homolog protein 1-like
Exons: 5
Coding region: 20-466 (148 amino acids)
Molecular function (GO): calcium ion binding
Source: RefSeq, a predicted model, not a curated record